This is a messenger RNA of Podarcis muralis (Common wall lizard), 1278 nucleotides long. Its product is annotated as methyltransferase-like 26 B. The record is from RefSeq and is a predicted model, not a curated record. Lineage: Eukaryota; Metazoa; Chordata; Lepidosauria; Squamata; Lacertidae.
GACGCGUUUGUUAGCAACGGCGGAAGUCGCGCGGGAUUUGGGAGCGUGUUUUCUUUGCGCGGGAAGAGGAAGGAGCGUUUGGAGCCUGUGGAAUGGAGGCGGUGUAAAGUGUAAAAUGGGUGUAAAAUGGUGUUCCCGGAACGUGCCACUGAGCUCUACUGAGGUGGUUGUUUGAUUCGUUUAGCAAGGAGACCGGUGGGAUUCAAAAGCUGGGAAGGCAUAAUUUGAUAUUGCCAAGUGCACAUACUAACAGCACGGCGCUGGGGCUGCUGACAAUUAAAAUUCGGCCUAGCAAAUCACAGGGUUUGUUUACAAAGUUGAUAAUUAAGCUAAGGCUGCAGCCUUGAAACACUUGGGAGCAAGCCCUAUUGGAUUCAGUGGGACCUACUUCUGAGUAAACAAUAAUUUCCAAAAAGAUUUUGGUGAUGUACAGAAGUAGUCCUGACUAAUUUUUUGUAAUUUGAUAUAUACCAGCGUGCUGGAUAUUUACAGAACACAAAGAUGUACAGUCUAACUUGGCUUGGAUCCAGAAUUAGCUUUUGUCUGCCUUCUUGAAACAAAGGGCUUUUUGUGUGGGAGAGAUGCAGAGACAAGGAUUUGCAUUAGUUUGAUUUUAGCCAAUGCUGAUAAGAACUGAAAGUUUUCAGAAACAGACUUGCCCAUCAGACACCACAAAUGAAUAACUUGGUGGGGAAAGCUCCCAAAGAAUGCUGCACACCAGAAGCCCCAUGGCAGAGCUCAUCCUGCCCCCUGAAGGCUUUAUCAGUAUUAUCAACAAGCAUCUCUGCUUACAUCCAAGCCACCAAGGUGACCAAUGUCCGAGAACCCCUUGCCAUAGAUGUAACACAGCCAUGGGACCAGUGGGCUGGCUUGAGUCAAGGCUGUUGUGACUUCAUCAUUAUUAUUAACCUGCUGCACAUGACUGAUCAAGGCCUGGAGGGAAUGUUUAAAGGCAUAGGACAACUGCUGAAACCUGGAGGCAUUUGCUUGGCCUACGGGCCCUUCGCCGUUAAUGGGAUCAUCCUCCCAGAGUGCAAUGUGCAACUGGAUAACAUGCUCCAGGCCAGAAAUCCUGAGUGGGGACUGAGAGAUGUGGAGGAGCUUCGUCAACUGGCAAACACUAAUGCACUGCGGCUCGAGCGCAUGCUGGAGAUGCCUGAAUACACCAAAUGUUUGAUCUUUCGGCGGAGGGAGUUAUGAUCUCUGGCUACGGAAAAGUCAAAGGAGGACUGCCCUAUUUACAUGGAUGGGUGUGGAAAUUAAAUUAAGAAAAAGAAA